AUGCAACUAUUGAGAUUGUAUCUUGCCGGCCUACAGAAUUUUACUCUGAUGACGGAUCACCAGCCCCUCAUGCCUAUCCUGAAUCAUUACUCGCUGGACGCCAUCGAGAAUCCUCGCCUCCAGCGUCUGAAGGAGAAAAUUUCACCCUAUUUGUUCACAGCUGUGUGGCGUGCUGCCAAGUCUCUGAACAUUCCUGAUGCUUUGUCUCGAGCCCCAUUAAGCCACCCCACACCAGAGGACGAAAUUGCAGGUGCCCCUUCCACCACCCAUCUACGAACAGUCAUGGCUGUGUAUGCUGUCACCUCUUCAGGAAAGUCUCCAGCUCAAGAUGCCGACAGGACUCUUCAGUAUCUACGAGACGCAGCAAGAGUAGACCCUGUCUACACUCGCCUACUUGACUGUGUCACCUCAGGAUUCCCCUCCAACAGAUAUGAUCUGCAUAACUCCUUACUCCCAUACUGGAAGAUACGGGACGAGCUCUACGCUGAUGGUGACCUCGUUUUGUUUGGAGCAAGAGUUAUAGUUCCUGCCACCCUCCGCCACCGCACAUUGUCCCGCCUACAUGACAGUCAUAGGGGCGUGGAAGCUACGAAGCCCCGGGCAAGACAGGCUGUUUUUUGGCCUGGUAUCAACUCAGACAUUGCCAACACUAUUGGAGCUUGUGAGUCAUGCCAGUUAUUGCAGCCAACUCAGCCGCAGGAACCAUUAAUGAACGACGACAACCCCACAAGGCCCUUUGAAUCUGUUUCAGCAGACUUCUUUACCGUCGCAGGAAAAGCCUUCCUUGUCAUAGUUGACCGACUUUCAGGAUGGCCUGUUGUUGUCCCAUGCAAAGGUGAUACUACCGCCUCCAAUACAAACAGGAUCUUCUGCCACUACUUCCGGGAAGUUGGUGUGUCUCUCUGCCUCAGGGCUGAUGGAGGACCACAGUUCACCAGCAACGAGUUCCGGGACUUCAUGGAGCGAUGGGGAGUCCGACAUGUGAUAACCUCCCCAUAUUAUCCACAAUCGAACGGUCAUGCCGAAGCCGCUGUGAAGUCAAUGAAGCAUCUCAUCCUGACAACGGUACCCUUUGGCAACAUUGAUUGUGAAGAGUUUGAUUGA
This is a messenger RNA of Macrobrachium nipponense, 1104 nucleotides long. RefSeq lists its product as uncharacterized. The coding region runs from base 1 to 1104 and encodes 367 amino acids. The record is from RefSeq and is a predicted model, not a curated record. Gene Ontology annotation, biological process: DNA integration. NCBI's taxonomy places the organism in Eukaryota, Metazoa, Arthropoda, Malacostraca, Decapoda, Palaemonidae. Gene Ontology annotation, molecular function: nucleic acid binding. The transcript has a single exon.